Messenger RNA from Dermochelys coriacea (leatherback sea turtle), 4609 nucleotides. RefSeq names its product RHO family interacting cell polarization regulator 1 (gene RIPOR1). NCBI's taxonomy places the organism in Eukaryota, Metazoa, Chordata, Testudines, Dermochelyidae. Bases 416 to 3664 code for a protein of 1082 amino acids. The transcript has 21 exons. The record is from RefSeq and is a predicted model, not a curated record.
GUGCGAGGCCUGCGUGCAGCAAUGUCCUGAGGACUGAGCUGACAGGGGGCGGGGUUCAUCCUUCAUGGCUCUGAAGUACAUGGCAUGGCCCCCUUGCUGCCUGCUAACAUCCCUGGAAAGGAAACGCCUCUUCGGGUUUUGGCUAGCCACAGGGAACUGAUGCUGAGUUUCCACAGCUGGGGAGGCUGGAGCUGAGCUCCCCUGCUUGCUUCCUGCCCCCCACUGUGAGAGGAUUUAACCCUGCGAUGGCUGAAUUAAAAAGGACAAGGCGCUAGGAAUAACUUUCCUCAGUUAGACUAAGCAGCCAGGCCUUGGUCAAGUCCCGAGCACUUGGCUCGCUCCUCUGUUGCUAGUGUCUGGAUUAGAGAAGGUUGCGUGUCUUCUUUAUAGCCCACAAGGGAGUGCUGCAAAGUCAAUGCUGUCGGGCGACGCAGUGGACAGAGCGCUGCACUGGGAUUCAGGGGAGCUUGGCUCUGACCUGGGGAGGCCCUCCAGGUCACACUCCACCAUGUCACUCUCCGUGCGGCCCCAGCGGCGUGCCCUUGCCUCCAGGAUCAAUAGGAGCCAGUCCUUCGCCGGCCUGAAUUCAACCCAGGACAAGGCCUUCAGGAACCUGCCUCCCUUCAGCACACCCACGGUGUCCAGGAAGACUGGCUCCCGUGUCAGGAGGAUGUUCUCCAUGUCCCACAAGUCCCCCCCUCCCAAGGUGCCGCAGCCUGACCGGCUGGACGAGGUGUACGAAGCGCUCAAGAAGGGCCUGACAGCCUACCUGGAGGUGCACCAGCUGGAACUGGAGAAGCUCAGCACCCAGAUCCGCGAGUCCAAGAGGAAUUCACGCCUGGGCUUUCUCUACGAUCUCGACAAGCAAGUCAAGUCGAUCGAGCGGUUCCUGCGCAGGCUGGAGUUCCACGCCAGCAAGAUUGACGAGCUCUACGAGUCGUACUGCAUCCAGCGGCGGCUUCGCGAUGGGGCCCACAACAUGGUCAAGGCCUACACCGCGGCCUCCCCGGGCAGCCGCGAGGCACGCGACAGCUUGGCCGAGGCCAGCAAGGGCUACAAAGAGUACACUGAGAACAUGUGUGUGCUGGAGAGCGAGCUGGAGAGCCAGCUGGGGGAGUUCCACAUCAAGAUGAAAGGACUGGCCGGGUUUGCCAGGCUCUGUGCUGGGGACCAGUAUGAGAUCUUCAUGAAGUACGGGCGCCAGCGCUGGAAGCUGAAGGGGCGCAUUGAGGGGAACGGGAAGCAGGUGUGGGACAGCGAGGAGAUGGUCUUCCUGCCCCUCAUCACAGAGUUCCUCUCUAUCAAGGUGACAGAGCUCAAGAGCCUGGCCAACCACGUGGUGGUGGGCAACGUCUCGUGUGAAACCAAGGACCUGUUUGCGGCGCUGCCGCAAGUGGUGGCUGUCGACAUCAAUGAUCUGGGCACCAUCAAGCUCAGCCUGGAGGUGAACUGGAACCCCUUCGACAAGGACGAUCAGCCCUCAGCUGCCAGCACGGUCAACAAAGCAUCCACUGUCAACAAGCGAUUCUCCACCUACAACCAGAGCCCACCUGACACGCCCUCCCUCCGGGAGCAGGCCUUCUAUAACAUGCUGCGGCGGCAGGAGGAGCUGGAGAACGGCACGGCUUGGUCUAUCUCCUCGGAGUCGUCGGACGAUUCCUCCAGCCCCCAGCUGUCAGGCUGCGCCCGCCACGCCUCCCAGAAGCCCAUUGUACAGCCUGAGGUGCAGGCCUCCGCCCCCGCCAUCGAGAUCGCUUUCUCCCAGCAAGAGGAGGCGGGCGCUGCAGCCGAGCCGCCCGGCCGGCAGGAGGAGCCAGGGGGUGAGAGGAAGGAGAUGGUGGCCAAUGGGCACGUGCCCUACUCCCGGACUCUGAGCCACAUCAGCGAGAGCAGCCUGGACGUGGCAGUGGAUUGCAGGGAGGGCCCCAGCGCCCACAGCAGGGAACCUUCACCAGUCCCCCAGGACCCCAGCACCAGGGAGCUGUCUCCCCUGGAAAUGGACGCCCUCCCCGAGGCGUCAAACCCACCAGCGCCCUGGGCAGGGCUGGACAUGGGCCCGGAGGCUGAGUCCUGUGGGGCCGUCUCUCAGGCCAAGGCCUGUGAGCCUGUGGUGGGGCGGGCGGAGGCUGCUGUGUGCCAAGCUCUGGGGCCGCAGGGACGUGAGGUCUCCCCGGGCCAGCCGGUGGUGCUGCAGCCGGUCUCAGAGGAGAGGAGGAGGCUGGCCCCUGCCUGGCUCUCACCCCCCAGCCCAGCAGAGGUGCCAAGGCCCAAGCCUGUGGACUGCGGCCUGGAGGAGGCCAUCGGCUCGCUGGGCUCGGCCCUGGACGACUAUCGGGGACAGUUCCCCGAGCUACAGCUGCUGGAGCGGGAGCUGAAACGCCUGGAGGAGAUCCUCAUGCACAAGCAGGGCGUCUUCCUGAGCCGUGCCUCCAGCAUCAGCCUGACGGUGGAGCACGCCCUGGAGAGCUUCAGCUUCCUCAACACCUCGGACAUGGACGACUCGGAGGGCUCGGAGGAGGAGGGCAGCCGGAGUGAGCGGAGGGCUGGCGGGACCCGUGCUGUGGUCGGGGCUUUGGGAGGCUGUGAGGCCACAGCCGAGGACAUUGGCAUGUGCAGCAGCUCUGAGGGCAGCUCUGACCCCAUGAGCACUGGCAAUGAGUUCCUGGACAGGGCCGUGGUCCUGCACCUCAGUAACUGCAACCACUUGCUGCUGAAACUGGGCACGUAUGGGCCGCUGCGGUGCCGGGAGAUGUACGCCCUGGACAAGCUGAUGAGGGAAGCGCAGGUGCUGGAGAUUGUCUGCCAGCUGACGGAGGAGAAAUCGGGAGCGGCCAGCGCUGCAGCAGAAGUGGUGCAGUUCUCCACCCGGAAAGACGGGGUGCUGGCCUUCUGGGACCGCUGCGUGGAGCAGCCCGAUGUCUACACCUGCUCUGUGGAGAGGUUCCUGCACAUGCUCAGUGCCCAGUAUGCAGUGCCCAUGGCUGAGCGGCAGUUGGGCCUGGCAGACUCGGUGUGCGUGAAGCUCGUGGAGGAUGUGUUGGCCCGGCGGCUGCCCAAGCGGCCUGGGAGCAGCCAAGGUGAGCAGCUCACCAUCUUCCAGUACUGGAGCUACUUCGAGUCACUUCCUGUGUCUACGCUGGAUGCCUACAUCGUGGAGCUGGCUGAGGAAGUGCUGCUGACCCAAAACCUGAACUCGGACGACCAGGAUGUAGUGCUGAAGGCGCUGAAGCGAGUGCCCGAGAGCCGGCUCAAGAAGGACGGGCUGAAGGCCAUGAGCUCGCUGCUCAUCAAGGGCAACAGCAAAGUCAUCAGCGCUGUGUCCGCCCAGCUGCGCAGCCUCGCCGAGAACCCCCGCUUCCGGGAACGGGUGAGCGCCCCAGGGCCCUCGCACCCCUGGCUGGGAAUGGGGCUCAAGGGGAGGGAGGCAGAAUGGGGGCGGUACCAGCUGCUCUCAGAGGCUCUUUCCAGCCCUGGGGUGCUGAUGUCUGUGUCCCCCAGGCUCUGGUGUGGUACUUGGAGCAGCUGGAAGAUGAAGAGGCGCAGAUGCGAAUUGCCAGCUGCGCAGCCCUGGGGUGUCUCAAGGCCAAAGAAAGCAUUGAGCAGCUGGUGUAUCUCUGCCAAACGGACAAGGAAGACGUGCGGGAGGCAGCCAAGCAGAGCCUGAUGCUGUGCGGGGAAGAUGGUAAAUCGGCUCACCGGCGGCUGGAGGAGACUCUGAACAGCUUACCAAGGAUCUUCGCACCAGGCAGCAUGGCCAGCACAGCUUUCUGAGACACGCUGGCACUAACAUACUUGUGAUCCCUUUGGGGUGAAGGUACCAGGGAGCUGCUGAAGGCUCACACAGCCUGGGCCCAGCUCCCAUCCCUUGGGAACAUGCAGCAGUAUUAGUACUUCCCUGCCAGCCCGACACACCCCACUCACUGCCUUACAGAGCACAGCUUUCCCUCCCCCCGGCGCUGUGCCAGAGGGGCUGCUGAGCACACCACCAUGGAGAAUUGGGGCUUUGGACGCUCCCCUCCCCUCCAACUUGCUUUUCUGUUUCAACUUGCUAGGUGGGGCCAGAGCUUGUGCGCCUCUGCUGAAGAUUGGGUUGGCACAUGAAGUCUGCACUGGGACUCCUUCCAGUAGCUCACAGACAGCUCAAACUUCCCCAGCUGGACAUGCACUUUGAGGCAAUGUUGUUUCUUUCUGGGAGCUCCCUUUGCUGUGGGCAUCAUCCUCCUUCAGCGCCUGGAGCCCCCGGGACUCAAAUAAAACGAGACAUAGAUAUUAAUAUAUUCUGCUGGCUUAUCUUCUUUUCAGCUCCAAGUGUCUCCUGCCUCCCCUGCCCCUGCGUUGGCCGCAGGGACCCCAAGCUGAGCCUUCCCCUGGUGUUAGUCGUCAUUUUUAAAGCAGGGUGGGGGACAGGAGCAACGGAGAGAGGGGACCGAUGGACAGAAGCUGCCACCUUUUUGGUUUAUUUUAUUUUGUAUUUACCGAGUUUUGCAGAAAAGCAAAAGCAAAAAAAUCUUUUCUAUAAAGUCUCUAUAAAUCUAUAUAUAAUGUAAUUACAGAGAAUGGCUAAUUUUGAUUUUAAACCAGAAAUAAAAAUAAACCUUUAAUGAGCAAA